Messenger RNA from Ananas comosus (pineapple), 2380 nucleotides. Its product is annotated as lactation elevated protein 1. Gene Ontology annotation, cellular component: mitochondrion; cytoplasm. The record is from RefSeq and is a predicted model, not a curated record. Gene Ontology annotation, molecular function: ATP hydrolysis activity; ATP binding. The coding region runs from base 247 to 2073 and encodes 608 amino acids. Lineage: Eukaryota; Viridiplantae; Streptophyta; Magnoliopsida; Poales; Bromeliaceae. The transcript has 14 exons.
GGUGGUCGGUACACUGAUGGCGCUCCUAUGGAAAUCCGCCGCGUGGCUGGUGGUCUAGUGCGCAACGUCGACAGAAGAGGAGAGAUCGGCCGCUGCCCGCUGUCCCGACUCCUGAGAGGCUGAGAGGUUUGAGAAUUGAGAGGUCCCUCCCUCCCUCCGCAGGCAAUGCCGACCAGCCAAGUUAUUCUCGUCGUCCGACGAUCUUCUUUGUUGUGCUUCUAGCCAGGAUAAAUUGUCGCUGCGGAAAUGAGAGCAUCAUCCGUUCUCUCCCAGAUGGCUCUCUGCCGCAGGAGCCUCGUAGGUCGCGGAUCCCUGUCGCUCCGUCCCACGACCGGAGGAGCUCCAUGUCGCUACUGCCACCAAUCCCGGAGCUUUUCCGAUCGCCGGUCGGGCCCACUCGCCAUCUACAGGAGAAUGGUUAGUGAAGGGAAACUUCAGCAAGAUAUGUAUCAGGAAAAAGUUGCCUCCGAGUUAGAAGAUUUGCUUGGAAGACUUGAGCAGUAUGAGAAGGAAAUGGAGGGUUACCAUGAAAAACUGGUCAUUUGGGAGAAGAACAGAGAGAGUGAGAGGCGCAAGCUUCUUUUGGAGGAGGCCGAGAUUAAACAACAGGAUGGUGUAUGGAUCGAAAACAAAAAAAGGAGUGGGUUUCUCAACAAGUUGAUCUCACGGAGAAGAAGUGCAGAUGUAGAACCUGGAGUGGGGAAAAUGGUCUCCUACCUUAACAGAGAGAAGAAGUUAGAUACAGUAGUUGGUCAGCGACCAGUAGCCCCUCUAGCGCCAAAAGGAAUAUAUCUGUACGGGAAUGUUGGCAGUGGAAAGACUAUGUUAAUGGACAUGUUUUAUGGUGCUACUGAAGGUAUUGUUAAACAUAGACGGAGGUUUCAUUUUCAUGAGGCCAUGCUUGAGAUACAUGAACAUAUGCAUGAUAUAUGGAAAAACCAGGCCGAGGAAAAGUCUCUCCAGUCUAGUGCUUUUAGUUGGAUAGCUGGCCUCUCAUUUGACACAAAAGUUAAAGAAUGGUUAGUUGGAGAAGAGAAAUAUAAAAAAGAAGUUCAAACAAAGCAUAUUCUUCCUGCUGUUGCGGAUAAAUUUCUUAUUGAUAGGCGAGCAGAUAAGAGUGGUGCAAGCAUUCUUUGCUUUGAUGAAAUACAGACCGUUGAUGUAUUUGCAAUUGUGGCCUUAUCUGGAAUUAUGAGCAGAUUAUUAAGCACUGGAACAGUUCUUGUUGCUACCAGUAAUAGAGCCCCUGAGGAUUUAAAUCAGGAUGGCAUGCAGAGAGACAUCUUUCUUGAAUUUUUAUCCACAUUGGAGGAGAAUUGCCAGAAAUUUUUUGUUGGAAGCAAAACCGACUAUCGCCGCCUAAUUCCAACCAAUAAUGUGGAUCAGAUUCACUAUUUUUGGCCUUCCAAUUCCAAUACUCGGAGAGAAUAUGAAUUAAUGUGGCACGAGAUCACUGCGAAAACUGGAGGAUAUAUUACCUCUACAACCAUUUCGGUGAUGUUUGGGAGGUCUCUAGAGGUUCCCGAAAGCUGUAAUGGAGUAGCAAGAUUUGACUUUGAGUAUCUCUGCGGCCGCCCAGUUGGGGCAGCUGAUUAUAUUGCAAUAGCUAGAAACUAUCACACAGUUUUCAUAUCAGAAAUUCCAGUGAUGAGUAUGAAGAUUCGUGACAAGGCACGAAGAUUUAUCACCCUCAUCGAUGAGUUGUACAAUCACCAUUGUUGCCUUAUCUGUUUAGCUUCUACUUCUAUUGAUAACUUAUUUCAAGGAACAGAAGAAGGGACUCUUUUUGACUUGGAGAGCUUUCAAUUUGAAACAGAGAUUGAGGGUUCAAAACUACGGCGAGAUGUUUUAGCAUCAGGUAGCAUCAGUACAGGACCUACUCUUUCUGGAAUUGCAUCUUUAUUAUCUGGUCAGGAGGAGUUAUUUGCAUUCCGCAGGGCAGUGUCUCGAUUGAUAGAGAUGCAGACUUCUUUGUAUCUACAAGGUGUUCAAGUUUUCCAUCCCUUCUAUCAACAGAGCAGGGCAUUGCGAUCAAGUCAUUCUGUUAUUCUCCAGUCUCCGCCAUCCUCUUGAGUAUCGAAUACACUGUUCUGUGGCUAAAAAUGCGUUGUAUAUCUGCUCGUGGAAGGACGAUAUGUCAGGUCGUACAAUAAUAAAAAGGGAGUGCUGCAGUAUAUUGGUGUUUCCUUUCCCCUCAAACUCAGAAGUGACAAAAGUAGUCACUUAUUCUUGUGAUUCUUCCGAAGAAAUCAGCAAUGAACAAUGCUGUAGACCAGAGAGUCUGAAACAUUUUAAUCAAUAUACGGAAAUUCUGCAUUGGGCAGAGUCUAAUGCAAGAGUACUUUCCGCUCCUAUGGUUUGGCAUUUUUUUAUUUUAGUA